AUGGCCCGGACGUUCGAAGAAGAUUCACGUAAUGUUUUGAACCACAAUAUUUAUAGACAAGAUAACACCUUUAAGCUCAAAUACUUCAAGCUUCAUGGCCUUGCCUAUGCUUCUCGUUUGAUCCUCGCUACUUCUGGCGCCAAAUGGGAAUGUGCUUUUCCUGAAGACUGGGCCAACACUGAGAAGAAAGACACUCUCUUUGGUGUUCUCCCAGUGCUUUAUGAGACAACAGCCUCAGGGCAGAUCGUGGAAGUCCCAGAGUCGGAUACAAUUGAGCACUACUUGUCCAAAAAAUUCCGUCUUUAUGGAAAUGGAGAUGACUACGACGAAAUUAAAGUGCGCGCGUUUGCAUCAUCAAUCCAAAGCUUAAUCAGUUACUACCUCCUUAGAGUUGCAGUUGUUAAAGACGCUGCGUACAAGGAUGUGAUGACGGAGAGAUUCUUCACAGAAGCACUACCACCUUUCCUGGUGACACAUGAGAGGCACUUGGUGGCCAAUGGUAGAAAUGGGCAUUAUGUGGGAGACAAGCUUUCUCUUGCCGACCUCAAGUUGGUUAUUGCUGUGAAUAUGGUUGUGGCAUUAACACAGGACAAGUUCGUAUCUCAAGAACGCACACCCGCCAUUUGGGCCGUGUGGGAAAAGGUGAAUGCCAUCCCAUCGUAUGUUGAGUGGAAGAAAACGAAGGCAUAUAAGGAGAUCUCUGAGCGCAACUUGGACAUCCUUGGCUUUUAA
This is a messenger RNA of Lobosporangium transversale, 732 nucleotides long. RefSeq lists its product as hypothetical. NCBI's taxonomy places the organism in Eukaryota, Fungi, Mortierellomycota, Mortierellomycetes, Mortierellales, Mortierellaceae. The coding region runs from base 1 to 732 and encodes 243 amino acids. The record is from RefSeq and is a predicted model, not a curated record. The transcript has 3 exons. Gene Ontology annotation, biological process: glutathione metabolic process. Gene Ontology annotation, molecular function: glutathione transferase activity.